GCGGCCCGGUCUCAGCGUGUGACGGGUGGCUCCGGAGGUUGCGCAAAACAUUCCUUCUUUCCUCACACCCAAAACGGGUUCUUAAGAAUCAAGAAAAAAUGGCAAAAGAGCUUCAAGAAGUAAUACAAAGAUGUCAAAUUCUUGAUGAAGAGAAUUUUAAAGGGGAAGACUAUAAUCUUUUUCAAAUUGCUGGACAGAAGUGUUUGGAGGAAGGGAAUAUCGCUGAAGUAUUGGAAGUUGUACAAAAUGAGAAAAAUGCGGUUAUUAUCAAAAAUAUGGGCUGGAAUCUUAUUGGACCUAUACUCAGAUGUAUGCUGAAACAUAAGCAAGAUGAUACUGAGAGAGAAUACUGUAUGAAAAUGCUAGACAAGUUGGUAGAAAUGUGCAGUCCAAAAGAGCUUAUUUUGGGCUUCCUGGAACAGAUUGAACAAGCUUCUAUGGACCAGAUAUCUUCAGUUAUUUUGCUUCUGCUGAAGCCUUUGCAGGAAGCACUUCUUAAACUUGAUACUAAGAAAGCAUAUUCAGUGGGGUUGUCACUGUCUACCAUUUUGAGCCAGCUCUCCCUUCUGCCUGUCCCUUACACAAAACAGCAACUGCAAGAAGACCAGCAUGGGCUUUGCCAGUGCUGCAGUGCUCUAACACAGUUUGUCAAACCGUUUGUGCUUGAAGUUGUUCAACGUAUGGAGAUCACAUCAGGUGGCGAUUGUAAUGAACUAAAGGAGGAACUACUGGGAUUUUGCCUGAAAAGUUUAAAAUAUCCAUUGCUAAUGGCGGAGCUUGAUCCACUACUUGAAGAGAUUGCUGAGCAUCCCCUGAGGCAGUUUGCUGCUGAUAUACUUGGAAUUUUAUUGGAUAUUAGAGAAUUAUUUCCACAAGUGCGUUUUCAGCCUAUAUGCAAAAAUGAACGCUGGGAUAAUGAAAACUUGUCGGAAAUGGACAAGGAACAGUCUAGAGAUGCUUUGGCGUGUCUAUCUUAUAUAUUGUUUGUUCAGAACUGCUUUGGUAUUGACUGCCUUCCAGUAGUUUUCAACCCAUCAUAUAUUUUGCAGUGCAAUAUGGGGCAUGUUAGAGUUUUAUUGAAAAGGACAGAAGAAUCUGUUUUAUCCAAAGGACUUGCUCUUUUGGAGAACUGUCUACUAAGAUUGGAAGAUAAUAGCCUUAUUCUUGAGUACUUGGAGUUUGAAGGCUUUCUUACAACACCUCAGGAUUUGGUCAAGGUUAUGACCCAAUGCCCUUUUGAAUCUCUGAGAAAGAAGAGCUUAAAGAUUUUGCAGAUGUAUAUAGAUAAGUUUGAUGAAGAGGGAAAAUUCAUAUUAUUUAGAUGUUUGUUGAAGACGAGCAACCAUUCUGGUGUGGAAGGACAUAUUAUUCAGAAUAUUAAAAAUCAGAUUGAUUUAUCCUUAAAGAGGGCAGAAGGCAGCAAGUUUUUUACUGGACUCCAGUUGGUCUCUCUGUUGGACAUGGUGCUCUUACUUCCUGAAGGUGCUGAAACUGAUCUUCUCCAGCACUCAGACAGGAUAAUGGCCUCACUGAAUUUGCUGAGAUAUUUAGUCAUUAAGGAUAAUGAAAAUGACAAUAAGACUUGUGUAUGGACAGAACUUUACAAGAUAGAGAGGAAUUUCUUGAAGCCCUUACACACUGGACUUAACAUGUCAAGAGCACACUAUGAAGCAGAAAUAAAAAGGAAGAAAGAAAACAAAAGAGAGCCUCAGAUUCCCAAAAGGACUUGUGCUCUAACAGUAGCUGGGGCAAAGUUGUCAGGAAUUACAACUAACAUGGAGCUUCAGGCUCUUCACUCUGCACUUUUCACGUUUGAUUUAAUGGAGAGUGUUCUGGCAAGGGUAGAAGAACUCAUUGAAAACAAAGGCUGCAACUGAAGGAAUGAAAUUUUAAAAAACCUUUAUUUCAGUAUUCCACUUUUACUUGUCAAGUCAGAUUGACUGAAGUAUAACAUGCCAAAUUUUAAAUAUUUUCAAAGUAAUCGUUAUUAUACAGACUUCAAGAAGUUUUAGAAUAUAUCUUUUCCUGUAAACCUUCAGAUGUUAGCCCCAAUGGCUGGACUAUAUUGUGCUCUUGCUAUGUUUUGGAUGUUAGAACCACAGGUAUCCAUGACCAUGAAGUUUCACCCUAACAUUUUAUGUAAUGUUACCUAUUUAUAAAGGCAUACUAUGAAAUAAAGUAUCAAUAUAAAAGCAAGCAAAAAUUGCAACAGGUAUUACUUGGUACAAUCAGUUUUAUUAACAAGAUUUAUGACUAAAAGGAUUGUUAAAAUUUGAGGAAGGGAGCAAGACCAUUUUGCUGCUUGAAUCCCAUGAAAACCUGCGGCAGAGAAUUAGUGGGAUCCUCCAGGGCAGUUUGAGAAGCAGAAUGGAAGGGGGAAAAGAUAACUGGCAAAGAUUGUUUGCUUUCUCUCAACCCUUCCCCUUCUAGCAGCAAGCUUCUCUUGGAUUGUAAUUUGUUCUAUGAGUAGUAGGGUUUCUUCCAUUAACAGAACAGCUGGUCUGGAUUUCAUCCCAUCAAAUUAAGUCUCAUACUAGUGAAUUGAUUGGCAAAAGCUGCUUAUAAUUUAAUUCCUAACCUUGUCACAGGCUGAUAGACAGAUGUGUUAGAACUAUGGUUCUUCUUACCCAAAUUUCAAACUGUAUAAGUCCCCACAAUACUUCAGGUAAUUCAAAGGGAAGAAAAAAAUAACAAGGAAAGAACAUUGCUAAAAUACUGAAUAAGAAUUUUUCAAAAAACAAAAAUAGAAGUGAGUAAACAACUAUUGUGAUGUAAAACUAUAAAGUUAGAAUCAUGUCUAUUAGCUGCUCUUCUGUACUUUUGAAUAAUGACCAUUCUCCCCCAAUAUUACUUAAACGAUACUGGGAACUUUAUAUACAAGCUUUUGUUUAUACCUGUCUUCUUUUGACUAUUGAAAGGAAAAUAUAUAACAGUAAUAUUCCUCUCUUUACACAGGAAAUUAAACAUCUAAUUACAGAGAAUUUUUAUUCUGAACAUAUCUGUUAAAAAUGUAUUUUCAAACAGGUGUUCUGAUUUCUUUGUGGAUAUGUUUUUUAAAGCACAACAAUGAGCGAAUAAACAUGGUCAAAUUUUUGAAUA
Messenger RNA from Candoia aspera, 3099 nucleotides. RefSeq names its product glomulin, FKBP associated protein (gene GLMN). The coding region runs from base 99 to 1877 and encodes 592 amino acids. Lineage: Eukaryota; Metazoa; Chordata; Lepidosauria; Squamata; Candoiidae. The record is from RefSeq and is a predicted model, not a curated record. Gene Ontology annotation, cellular component: cytoplasm. The transcript has 19 exons. Gene Ontology annotation, molecular function: ubiquitin-protein transferase inhibitor activity.